Molecule: messenger RNA, 1144 nt
Organism: Nelumbo nucifera (sacred lotus)
Lineage: Eukaryota; Viridiplantae; Streptophyta; Magnoliopsida; Proteales; Nelumbonaceae
Product: tetraspanin-8-like
Biological process (GO): auxin-activated signaling pathway
Cellular component (GO): membrane
Source: RefSeq, a predicted model, not a curated record
GACAGCCUCUGAAAAAAUCUUCAAGAUUACCUGUACUAUUUAUAAUCCUUUCCAUCUACUUAUUCUCCAUCGUCUGUGUCUUUUUUUCUUCUUGGUUCAGUGCUAUCGAUUUUGGUUGAUCUUCUUGUAGCGAGAGGAAGAUGGUUCGAGUGAGCAACAACCUAAUAGGCAUUCUAAACUUUGUGACGUUCCUGCUCUCGAUUCCGAUCUUGGGAGCAGGAAUAUGGUUGGCAAACCGAGCCAGCAGCGACUGCGAGAAGUUCCUCGAGAAGCCCGUUAUCGCUCUUGGAGUGUUUCUCAUGGUGGUCUCUCUCGCCGGACUCAUCGGUGCAUGCUUCAGAGUCUCAUGGCUUCUCUGGCUUUACCUUCUUGUGAUGUUCCUCCUCAUAGUUCUUCUCUUCUGCUUCACGAUCUUUGCUUUCGUGGUGACUAACAAGGGWGCUGGAGAGGUGUUGUCAGGUAAAGGGUAUAAGGAUUAUAAGUUGGGGGAUUAUUCCAACUGGUUGCAGAAGAGGGUUAACAACAACAACAACUGGAGGAAGAUCAAGAGUUGCUUGAUGGAUAGCCAUGUCUGCAAGAGUCUCAAUGACACUACUUCCGAACCGAUGGAAGAAUUUUACGCCCGGCAUUUGUCUUCAAUUCAGUCGGGCUGCUGUAAGCCUCCAACAGCAUGUAAUUUCCAAUACGUGAGCCCAACAGUCUGGACGAAAACCAAUACAACCAGCUUGCUUUCUGAUUGCAAUAACUGGGACAAUCCCACAGGCUCGCUCUGUUUCAACUGCGAUUCUUGCAAGGCUGGAGUACUUGACAAUCUCAAGAAGGACUGGAAGAAGGUGGCUGUCGUGAACAUUAUCUUCCUCAUCUUCCUCAUUAUUGUCUACUCUGUUGGCUGUUGUGCUUUCAGGAACAACAGAGAGGACAAUGCAUACCCCAGAUGGAAGGGAUACCCUUAGAUCACUGAUUUAGAUUCGACUAGUCUUAGAGAGUUGGACAGAGUGAUGUAUCCUCAUUAAUAUUUUGUUUUUUGUUUCUUUCUAUGCUGAGUUACAGAGAUGUGUUUAUUACUUUAUUUUGCUUGUCUUGUAUAGAUAAUCUCUGUAUGCUAGUUUGAUUAUUGGUAUCAUAUCCAGCUUAGGUUUGUGCA